Rhinolophus ferrumequinum (greater horseshoe bat) is the source of this 8626-nucleotide messenger RNA. RefSeq names its product SRY-box transcription factor 6 (gene SOX6). Gene Ontology annotation, cellular component: nucleus. The transcript is spliced from 18 exons. Gene Ontology annotation, molecular function: DNA-binding transcription factor activity, RNA polymerase II-specific; RNA polymerase II cis-regulatory region sequence-specific DNA binding. Lineage: Eukaryota; Metazoa; Chordata; Mammalia; Chiroptera; Rhinolophidae. Bases 284 to 2815 code for a protein of 843 amino acids. The record is from RefSeq and is a predicted model, not a curated record. Gene Ontology annotation, biological process: positive regulation of chondrocyte differentiation; central nervous system development; regulation of transcription by RNA polymerase II.
CAUUCUUGCGCUAAGUGUGAGAGGCUGUGGGAACAGCAAUCCCGAACCGGCCAAGAGCCGGCGAAGCUGAUCCCGCGAUGGCAUUUUGUUUUGAACAGUUGCUUGGGUUGACGUUUCCUCAUAAGGUCACUUUCAUGAAUUCAAAGGCAAUUUACCAGUGAUUUCUGGGUGCUGGGGCUGAUUUCUUGUGCGUAUUUACAUUCUAUAUCUUCUGAUGAGGAAAGGAAAAUGCUUCAAGAAGGACUUUGUGACCCCUCAUCACUUUGUAUAAGAGCCCAGAAGAAUGUCUUCCAAGCAAGCCACCUCUCCAUUUGCCUGUGCAGCUGAUGGAGAGGAAGCGAUGACCCAAGAUUUGACCUCAAGGGAAAAGGAAGAGUGCAGCGAUCAACAUGUGGCCUCCCAUCUGCCUCUGCACCCCAUAAUGCACAACAAACCUCAUUCUGAGGAGCUACCCACACUUGUCAAUACCAUUCAACAAGAUGCCGACUGGGACAGCGUUCUGUCGUCUCAGCAAAGAAUGGAGUCAGAGAAUAAUAAGUUAUGUUCCCUAUAUUCCUUCCGAAAUACCUCUACCUCACCACAUAAGCCUGACGAAGGGAGUCGGGACCGCGAGAUAAUGACCAGUGUUACUUUUGGAACCCCAGAACGCCGCAAAGGGAGCCUAGCCGAUGUGGUGGACACACUGAAACAGAAGAAGCUGGAGGAAAUGACUCGGACUGAACAAGAGGAUUCCUCCUGCAUGGAAAAACUACUUUCAAAAGAUUGGAAGGAAAAAAUGGAAAGACUAAAUACCAGUGAACUUCUUGGAGAAAUUAAAGGUACACCUGAGAGCCUGGCAGAAAAAGAACGGCAGCUCUCUACCAUGAUUACCCAGCUGAUCAGUUUACGGGAGCAGCUCCUGGCAGCGCAUGACGAACAGAAAAAACUGGCAGCCUCACAAAUUGAGAAACAACGGCAGCAAAUGGACCUUGCUCGCCAACAGCAAGAACAGAUUGCAAGACAACAGCAGCAACUUCUGCAACAGCAGCACAAAAUUAAUCUCCUGCAGCAACAGAUCCAGCAGGUUCAGGGUCACAUGCCUCCGCUCAUGAUCCCAAUCUUUCCACAUGACCAGCGGACCCUGGCAGCAGCCGCUGCCGCCCAACAGGGAUUCCUCUUCCCCCCUGGAAUAACAUACAAACCAGGUGAUAACUACCCCGUACAGUUCAUUCCAUCGACAAUGGCAGCUGCGGCUGCUUCUGGACUCAGCCCUUUACAGCUCCAGAAGGGUCAUGUCUCCCACCCACAAAUUAACCCAAGGCUAAAGGGCCUAAGUGACCGUUUUGGCAGGAGUUUGGACACCUUUGAACAUGGUGGUGGCCACUCUUACAACCACAAACAGAUUGAGCAGCUCUAUGCCGCUCAGCUGGCCAGCAUGCAGGUGUCACCUGGAGCAAAGAUGCCAUCAACUCCACAGCCACCAAACACAGCAGGGGCAGUCUCACCUACUGGGAUAAAAAAUGAAAAGAGAGGGACCAGCCCGGUAACUCAAGUUAAGGAUGAAGCAGCAGCACAGCCGCUGAAUCUCUCCUCCAGACCUAAGACCGCCGAACCUGUAAAGCCUCCAGCCUCUCCCACCCAGAGCCUCUUCCCAGCCAGCAAAACCAGCCCGGUCAAUCUGCCCAACAAAAGCAGCAUCCCCAGCCCCAUCGGAGGAAGCUUGGCAAGGGGAUCCUCUCUAGGUAAAUGGAAAAGCCAACACCAGGAAGAGACUUAUGAAUUAGAUAUCCUGUCCAGUCUCAACUCCCCUGCCCUGUUUGGGGAUCAGGAUACAGUGAUGAAAGCCAUUCAGGAGGCUCGGAAGAUGCGAGAACAGAUCCAGCGGGAGCAACAGCAGCAACAGCCACACGGUGUUGAUGGGAAACUCUCCUCCAUGAAUAAUAUGGGGCUGAACAACUGCAGGAAUGAAAAGGAAAGAACGCGCUUUGAGAAUCUGGGGCCCCAGUUAACGGGAAAGUCAAGUGAAGAUGGAAAGCUGGGCCCAGGUGUCAUCGAUCUCACUCGGCCAGAAGAUGCAGAGGGAAGUAAAGCAAUGAAUGGCUCUGCAGCUAAACUACAGCAGUAUUAUUGUUGGCCAACAGGAGGCGCCACCGUGGCGGAAGCACGAGUCUACAGGGAUGCGCGUGGCCGGGCCAGCAGUGAGCCACACAUCAAGCGACCAAUGAAUGCAUUCAUGGUUUGGGCAAAGGAUGAGAGGAGGAAAAUCCUUCAGGCCUUCCCCGACAUGCAUAACUCCAACAUUAGCAAAAUUUUAGGGUCUCGCUGGAAAUCCAUGUCCAACCAAGAGAAGCAACCUUAUUAUGAAGAGCAGGCCCGGCUAAGCAAAAUUCACUUAGAGAAGUACCCGAACUAUAAAUACAAACCUCGACCGAAACGCACCUGCAUCGUUGAUGGCAAAAAGCUCCGGAUUGGGGAGUAUAAGCAACUGAUGAGGUCUCGGAGACAGGAGAUGAGACAGUUCUUUACUGUGGGGCAACAGCCUCAGAUUCCAAUCACCACAGGAACAGGUGUUGUGUAUCCUGGUGCUAUUACUAUGGCAACUACCACACCAUCACCUCAGAUGACAUCUGACUGCUCUAGCACCUCCGCCAGCCCAGAGCCCAGCCUCCCGGUCAUCCAGAGCACUUAUGGUAUGAAGACAGACGGUGGAAGCCUAGCUGGAAAUGAAAUGAUUAAUGGAGAGGAUGAAAUGGAAAUGUAUGACGACUAUGAAGAUGAUCCCAAAUCAGACUAUAGCAGUGAAAAUGAAGCCCCAGAAGCUGUCAGUGCCAACUGAGGAGUGUUUGUUUGCUGAAUUAAAAUACUCUGACAUUUCACCGCCCCUCCCCCAACAAAAAGUUCUUAAAGAGCCCGCAUGCAUUUGUGGCUCCACAAUUACUGCAUCAGCAGAAUGGUCUUAAUUGUUUCGUAAAGUGUGAGACAGAUUAAGUUUUCCCUGAAUUUUCAUGAACUUGAGUUUUUUGUCGUUAUUGUUAUUGUUGUUGUUGUUGUUUCUUUUUUUUUAAUUUAGGUGAAGACAUAUUAAAUAUGAGACACCAGGACUUGAAAACCUAUCUCAACCCAUAGCUGUCUUACAAGUCUUAUAUUUUUGUCUUACUUUUUUUUUUUUUCUUUUGGAUGUUGAUAAAGGUUUAAGUUACUGUUUUAGAUGGGGUUAAACAUUCUCACUCAGGUAUGCUGUGCCGGCCUACAGGUUGUGAAUGUGUUUUUAUUCUGAAUUAUUUUAGAAAGCAACUGAAGAUUUCGUGUUGUGAAGCAGAACAAGUCCACGGCGUGUGCAGCUGCAUGCAGAACAUACUCAAAAGGCCUCGGAAUUCCAUUGUUCCAUGUGUAGAGUUAGACUUUGAAUGUGCCAAACUUUCUCAUCACUUUUGAAUCUUAAUAUUUUGAAAGUCUUAAAGGAGACACUGCGAAGUCUUAGACAAUCUUUGGCAUCUUAACAUAAAAUAGCAAACCAUACAUUUUUUUUUUUCCAGAAAAUGGUAAAGUACUCAGGAAUCUGGAGACAAGAUAUUGUAAGGAAUGAACAAGGUUGCCACAGUGCAUGUACCCAAUCGUGUUUGCCUCUUGACGUGCCAUCCAUGUGUGACGUGGUAGGACGUGCACACACCAGAGCGACCACCACACCGGACACCGACAUGGGGGUCUCCUCUGCCUGAGACCACCUCUCACUACACCCAUUAUCCCUUUGCCUUUAACCCUGACAUUCAGUCUUAACACAUUUUUCUCUUAAAUAAUUUAUUCAUUCCAGAAUGUCAAGGGUCCACUUACUAUUUAUUUUUUAAAAAAAAUUAUUGGUGGCAUUAAUUUAAUAAUUCUUGGUUUUUCACCAUCCUUCCCCGAAGAACGUUUAAGCCCUUUUCACCUCCUUCUCCUGCUAGAUACAAAGAGAUGUACAUAGUGAUGAUAUGUCCCCAGAGCAUCUGGAAGCAUUUCUGAAACAAGAUACUAUUAAAAACUAUAUUGUUGUUUUUAAACACACAUGUGUAUCUGGCUGCAAGGCUGUGUAUUUGGAGGCAGGUGUAGAGUCUUACCGUUCAACAGCUAUGCCCCUGAGGUUCGCCGUGACCUCAAAUCUUUUGCCAGAAUUUCCCCUUAAGUCAGCUCAGCAACAAGUGGUAGGAUCUGCCGUAGUGGCAUCCCCCUGAAUGCCAUUCAGUAGCAAGGGUCAGCAGUGAUGACUGCCAGGCAGGAGAGCCCCACAGCCCAACGUAAAGCCCAAGGCUGCGGGCCGUGUAGGAGGCUACAGCGAUGCUGUCAUGGGCUGGCACCUUUACACGGAGUCGCCUUGUCCCAUCUGGCACAUCUCUGGGCUUCUUCGCACAAUCCCUUGGAUGCAGGGAGCCACAUGGCAGCCUCCAAGUGAAGCUAGAGGCAGAUAGUCAUACAGCCAUGAAUGAAAGAAAACCAUAGGGAAGGAGAAGGAGGGGAAAUACAUUCCCUAUCUGGGAUGUUCCUACUGUUCACUCUGGGAGCAGAUCACUCCUGGGGCAGCAGACCAGGUCCUCCAGCCCCCUCCCUCUAUUGUGGCCAUAUGGGGGGCAGGCCUACGUGUGAACAACGUUAGCUGCUCUUUGUCACACGAGGAUUUUCUGGAGAUGUGCCGAUGGGCUGGGAGGCAGUGAGGUUUCAUGCCCCAUCUUCCAAGUACAGGGACCUCGGUCAUGCCAUUUUGACCUUCCUGAAACCAGGACUGAUUGCCUAUGGGGGUGGGGGCCUCCCCCCCGAGGGAUUCAGUGGCAAAGUGUCAGGGAAUGGGACAGCUCACCUCAUAGGACAAUCCAGGAUGUGAUCACCAGGACAUAGGAACGACCCCAUCAGAUUUCUUGAGCCAUUUUGUCACUUGGAAGAAUAUAGUGUACCUUCAUAUUUAUUUAAAGAGUGCUCAAGGCCGUGCCUAAUAGCAAUAAAUAGGUCUAGACAAGAGAUUACCGGCUAUGUUGUUAGCGGGGAGUGCUCUCUAUAAGCUGAUUAAGGUACUAAUAGGGAUGUUUUGUUCUUAAUAUUGGUUGGGGAUUGGAACUUUGUUUUUGUACAUUUAUUUCAAAUGAGGAGGAGGUCAUUUUUUCUCAGAAAAAUGAGUAUUUAUUAUUGUCUUACUGAUUUCUUUUGAAUAUAUACCUCUCCUCCUCAGUUCAGUCUCAUGUUUUUUUCUCAUUCUCCUUGACUUCUGCUUUUGCCUUCUCCCACUCUUCUUUUUUUGUUGUUGUUGCAUAGGUAGAGUGCUGUAUGGCUAGCAUUGUAUUGUAUGUAAUUAAUUUUGCACAAAGGCAAACAUUUAGAAUAGUAGGUUAAUUUUGUUUGUUUUAUGACCAUGCCAAAAUAAUAUUCUGGGCUGGUGGAGAACAAAGGACUGUUCUUUAGGACUGAAACUUGAUUUUGCUUGUAGUAAAAAGAAACAAAACAAAAAAACAACAAAAAACACACACACUCACAGAUGUUGUUUCGUAAGUGUUAUAAGCACUGGAUAUAAAUGGUAUUUUUUAUCACUUCUGACUAAUGUGAAACUGUUGUACGAAAACUUCAUGAACAAAAGUCAUCUGUUUCGACUCGUGUGGGCUUGCCUCACAGUUGCCGGAUUUGAGUCAUUUUUAUGUCUUGUUAUUUCAUUUAUUUAUGCAAAAUACAUGUGUGUAUGAACACUUUGUUUUAGCUCCAGCUCUGCCUCAGUCCUGGGGUUCAGUUACUUCUAGCCACGUUCUUAAAAAUGAAAGGCUAUUCAGGAAUGAUCUGAUUGUAAACGUUUCUUUCAUUGGGUCAAACAGUGAUGCUGUAUUUGAAUCUAAAUUCUGCGCAUAAGCAGUUUAUUCUAUUUAUUAGCCAAGUUUGGCUCUAAAUAUCCUUGGAAAUUAAGAAUGACAAUCAUAGGGAUCACUUCAUUUUAUUUUCAGUGGGGCUUAAACAAAGUUUUUAUGACUUUACCAUCUCAUUUUAGAUUUUUCUAAUUGUGUAAAUAUAACAUAGAAAUAGAAUUUAUUUUUGGUUCAUGAAUACUUAGUGAGAUAUAAGUUAUGUAUUUCUUUUUUGUUCUCUAUCCAUAUGUGUUGGUCCAGGCUAGAAGUUGACGAGUCACUGUACCUCAUGGGGAUAGUGAAUUACCAGUCACGGUGAGAGAACAGUGUUCCACCUACAGCUGGGGCAGUAAAACCCUUCACUCGGGUUCUCAUGCAGCUCAGAACCCACUGUCCACAGACUCAGACUUUGACUUUUUUUUUUCUUAUAGAAAAUUGAUGAAUUGAAUAUACCAAAUUUCAAGUGUAGCUGGGAGAGAGUCAAUUUACUUUGUGAAUCCACAUAAAUUGUAUACGGUAUUUCUGUGACCGUUUAAUAGCAAGAAGCAUGAAUGCCAUUAUAAAGGUAAAAAUCUGUCUCUGAGAUUGGCCAUCAAUAAAAGUCCCACCAUGCCAAGUAGAAUUAAAGAAUAUUAAUCAACUUUUUUUUCAGUGCUUUUUAUUUCAAUAUAUCUUCAAAUCGAAAAUAAAAAUUGCCUCCAUUUUGUUAAAGAACUUGCAGGAUUAGGAUUUUUCCAUGUCACUUCGAAUAGGGACACUGGCAGACAAUCCUAUCCUAAAAAAAAAGAAAAAAAGAAAAAGCACCAUGAGGAAAAGGAAAGAAAGAGAAAAAGAAAGGGAAGAAAGGGAGAGAAAGAAAAGAUCAAUCUCUGUGGACAGGAGCAGCCAGGCAGGCAAUUUCUCUAUUUCACUGAUAGACGUGAUGCAGUAUCUUUUCCAGGAAGGUACGAAAGCUUUGUCGUUUUCACAUGUAUCUAGCUCAGCCUUUUAGGAGCACAUCCGUUUGCUUCAUUGGGUUUCUGAUACUCCCCAGCCUUGUCCUCGGGCCUGAUUGGAUUUGCCAGGGUCCUGACACCAACUCCUAGGCCAAGUUCUACAUUCAGGUGUAGGCUCACAGUGCUAUUGAGCUUGUCAAAUUCUGCCCCCAAACAUGAGCCCCACUGGAGCCUGGGUGUUUGAAAAGGGUGUGAUCACUGUAGGGCUGAAAUUAAAGGCUUCUUUCUGUUCCUUCUGAAGCCAGGCUGCUGCUUCAGAGCACAUUCUCCCGAGCCAGCAGCACAGGCACUAGCUGAAAGCAGGGACUGUUUCGAGGAAGUCCCUCCACCCAGUAGGAAGCCAGCCUAGUCAGUGGGACACCACAGCCGAGGCUGCUUGUCUCCAUUGACUCAUUUUGCAAAGAGGUGACCUCUACCUACUCUUUAGGGAAAGGAAACAGCAUCACUUAAACAUUUUAAAUUGUAUGAGAAGUCCUGUACCAAGUGCCAACAACUGCAAAGAAUGCAGCUAGAAGAAUGUAUUGAAAUUAUUACUGGGUCUGCCUUUUUAAUGACAAAAUGACAAAAUGGUUGCUGUAGUCUUGCCUGAUUUUGUACACAUUUGUCUAAGGACUGAGUUGGCACUUAAGCUCACUUCUCAAAAGUAUAAUAAUAUUGUACGACCUCAUUUGUCCUCUUACAAAAGCACUUGCAUCAUUUCCUUAAGUCUUCUGCCCCCGGACGUGUUUUCUUCCUUAAUAAACAACUUCUACCUGUUAUUCCUGCCGAUUAUGUUCUGUUUCUGAUGCCAUACACCAUUGAGUGUAACCCUCUGCUGAUAUCAUUGAAAAUAUUGAUGUGCAAACACAUUUCCUUUACAUCCCCAUCCCCUCUUCUUCUUUGGGGACAGACUGCUUUCCAAAAACUCAUGAACAAGUGUUCAAAAUGCUGGUACCGUUGGGGGUAGAGCGAGAGGUGGGGGAGGGGGCAGAUAGGUGACAUUGCAGAUACUCUUCUAAUUGGUGUCCGUGGCAAUAUGAAAGCUUGAAUGCAACUCAGUGACAUGCCUUGCUCAGUAGUUUCUUAUUCCUGAAGAACCACAAGCAUAAAGUGAGGCCUCAGUGCUGGUGCUCUUGGAGUAUGGGGAAUGUGCAAAUAUUUAACUGUUUGUAUGCUGCACAUUGCAGAUCUGCUCGUGUGCAUUCUCCGUUCGUCUUCCUUUGUCAUACGUGUUUUUGCUUUUUCGAAAGUGCAGUCUUUAUUGUACCCUUCUCCAGCUUGUAGCAAAUUAGAAUGCUUAGCAUUUAUGUUCAUUCAUUAUUGUAUUUGCCAUGUAAAAUUUUUAUUACCUUAGAAUAGCUUAUAAGCUGUUACUACAUAACUUAUCUUACUGUAACUCUUUUAUUUCCCAACAUUGUAAUUUGUUUGUGAUGUAUAUUGUGAGAUUGUAUUCUAUGUUAAUUUAAUCAGCACAAUUCACUGACAUGCUGGACUGACAUGCUGGCUGCUGUUUCAAAGUGUAAAGUUUGUGUAGGGCUGUUGGGACAACUGCAACUCUGUUGUCAAGGUACUGUGCUUUGGUUCCUCUAGCAACACUGCGGGUGUAGCCCUUGAGACACUAAGGGCAUUUCAUACACUCUCGAGCAAAUUUUAACUGCAUUUUCUUUGUAGAAAUUCUAUGUAUAACGCAGGUACCUAUUUGGCCCAUGGCUGGUAACUAUUUGGGCAAUUAGAAAAAAACAAAAACCAUAAAAACUAGUGUCUAUUGCUGCUUUGAAUAUGUUUGAAAGUCUGAAAAUGUAAAUAGUUUAUCAAAAAAAA